GAGGGAGCCCAUGGGGUCCAAGGAGCUGUGAGCGGAGCCGAGCUGCUGCGCGUCAUUCCCAGCUCUUAGUCCUGUGGCCUCCAGAUGAGGGAGGGCUCCCAGAGCUGCUGCUCGUCCCUUUCCUCCCAGCAGGCACCCUCUGGUCCGCCGGAUAAACGUCCCGGCACUGCCUGGCCUUACCACGGCCCGGCUGCCUGCUGCAGGCACCUCAUCCCCUCCGGUCCGUCCCACGGGUGCACAGGCACACGCAGCCGGGGAGAUGCUUGCACUGGACUGUGAUUCUGGGGAGAGCGUGAGGACAGGGCUGAAAUCUGGGCGAGUCAGCAAUGAGGACUAUGCUGUGAGACAGGAGCUGCAGCGGGCUGUCACGAAUCGGGGUCUCCAUGAGGCUGCUGUUGUUUCUCUUUGGAGGAGCCGUAGCCCUCCGUGAAUGCAGUGAUCGAAUGCGGAGGGGUGUAGGAGAGUGGUGACCAACAGCUGUCCGUUGCCGCAUCAGAGGGGUUGUGCCACAAGGUCCUGAGACUUUCCGAUGAGCUAUUCUUGUUGCAUGAAGCCCAGGACUGGCAUUUCGCUGACGUCACUCCUAAAGUGCAGUUGCCUUUAUAACGUGUUACUUCAUUGCAGGCUUUUUUCGGAAGUGAAACCUAGACCCUUGUGUGGGUCUUCCUGGAUUUUCUAUAAUGGUGUCAGUUACUAUGGCUACAUCAGAAUGGAUUCAGUUUUUCAAGGAAGCUGGGAUUCCUCCAGGGCCUGCGGUCAACUAUGCUGUUAUGUUUGUAGAUAACAGAAUCCAGAAGAACAUGCUGAUGGACCUGAAUAAGGAGAUCAUGAACGAGCUGGGCAUCACGAUAGUGGGGGACAUCAUUGCUAUCCUCAAACACGCCAAAGUAGUUUACAGACAGGAGAUGUGCAAGGCAGCUACUGAAUCGAUAUGCCCCAGCCCGCCGAACAUGCAGGCUGAACUGCGCCGGAACGCCAGCAGCGCUGCUACCCGUAUGAUUGCUAACAGCUUGAGCAGAGAGUCACCACCUGCUACCCCUGUCCGAAGGCCUGAUACCAGCACAUCCAAAAUCUCUGUCACUGUAUCCAACAAACUUGCUGCAAAAAAUACAAAAGCAGGUUUGUGUGACACAGCGGAUGAGAGUCCAACGGUCCCAGUGAAGCGUCGCCGAGUCACAGCAGAAAUGGAGGGGAAGUACAUCAUCAACAUGCCAAAGGGCACCACUCCUAGGACUAAGAAAAUCCUGGAGCAGCAAGCAGCCAAAGGUGUCCAGAGGACAUCUGUGUUUGAUCGUCUGGGAGCGGAGACAAGAGCCGACACGACUACGGGAGGCAAGCCCACAGGGGUGUUCAGCCGACUGGGUGACACACUGGAGGUGGAUGGGGACAAAGCAGCGGAGAGUGACGAUGACUGCUCUGUCCUGCAGUAUGCUGGUGUCCUGAAGAAACUCUCCAAGCCCACGCACAAGGAAAGUGCCAAGCCAGGAGUGACCAUCAAAGCAAAAGCCACCAGCUCAGAGGCCAAACCAGCUGCCACUGCCAUCCGGCGGCUUGGCAACAGGAGUGCCACCAGUAUCCGCCUAGCAGCAAAAGAACGCAAGCUGGAGCCGGCAGCAUCCAAAGUCAGUGUCAUCCAGAGACUGGGCAAGGCCUCUUUGCCAGCUGAGGCCCAGGACAGCAGCAUCACCAGCACGAAGAGUAAAACGGAGCCUGAGUUCAGGGUCACUAUAAAGAGGACUUGGGGGAGCGCGAAGGUAAGCAGCACCAGCGAAACCCCUAGCGCUCAGAUGGACAAUACAGGGACUGUUAGCGUCUUUAAAAGACUGGGAAAGAAGGCAGACUGACACGUGGACAGGGUAUUGCAGGCUCCUCUCUCCAGUGGCUAGUGCUUCAACCACUCUGUGUUUUUUCACAUGUUGUUACCACUCUACGCACAUCCCGUGCCCUCCUGAUGGAUGUCCACUGUUACCCCGUUGUUCUCCUUUGUAGCAGAGGUCAGGGCUUCUUGUCCCAGUUUUGUUCUGAUCCUGGCUAAUCCCUUACCAUUAAAUGCAAAGGAAGAAAAGACCCUUCCUGCGAAUUUGGCUGUGCAAUGAGCUGGGGUUCUCGUGUCUGCCAGAUGUUCUCUGCCAGAACCAACCCCUCCCCAUCAGGCUAACGGUUCUCUUUGAUCCUCUGUGCCAGCAGUGGGUGCGAGGCCAAGUCAGGGCUCAGCAUGGCAGCUUGGGCUCUUGGAUAAGCAGACGGUUGCGAACUCCAGGGCUGUUGGUCUCAUACCCUCACCGGUUCACUGAAAGCGUUUUUUUUUCUAUCUUUCUGUUUUUUGUUUUUUUCCUCUGCAGGUUCUUUCCUGUAUCUAGGAAGUAGGACCUGGAGGACUCCGUAAAGAGAUAUUACGGAGUUGGGGCCUGAUGCUGGGACUCUUGAUUUUGAGGGUUUCAGAGCAGCCUCUAAAACCAAAACUGAAAGGCUUCAGAAAACUGCUCAGGCACUUGUUUGUUCAAAAUUCAAGAGCUGUCUUAAUCUAAGAGACACGUUAGGUUUCUUCACUGCUGCUACCCAUACUUCGGUGCUCACGUUUCUAGCACGUGCACUGGCUUGAUGUCACCUGCCUCUUCCCACUUGGAAACCUAAAAUCACCAUCCUUGGAUUUACAACUGUUACCAAAAUUGUUUCCCCCAAGCUUGUUGUAUGGAAACACAGCUGCAGCGACACUGAUCCUCGCCUUUGUCUGGGCAGUUCCCAGGUCUACCAGACAUGUACGAAAAACUGCAUAUCCUGGCUGCCUGGGUUUAUGGUCAAUUCCAGAAAUACUGUUUGGUGGAUGGAAGAGGAAAGGAGCAUUUUGUGUGGUCUUCCGUGAACCUUUUCUCUAACUGUUUAAAAUAACGCAAUGCUGUCCAACAUUAGCUUUCUACUGAGAGCAGCGGGAUCUAUUGUGUCCUGCAGGGGCCAGGUCUGAGAAAAGUGGAGUUUCUUACAGCAAAAGGCAUAAUUUCCCUCUUGAGAAGGGAAUUGAGCAGCGGUGAAUCUAGAAGUACUAAACUGGGGUACCGUGCCAGUGGUAUAUUCACACUGCGGUGUGAAUAUAAAAUGAGUGAAGGAUGGGCUUCUGUAUCUCAAAAUCAGCUGUUGCUGUUGCUUGAGGGGUGUGCAAAGAAGUGAGUGUGCUGGCAGGGACAUGGCAGGAGCGCUCACCAGGUCCCUAACAACGUGUCUGUGACAUUAAGGAAAGCCUCAGAGCUGUCGUGUUUGGGCUGUAAACCUCUCUGCUUGCACUGCAAACCAUCACUAAGAGAAUAGGUUGAGGUCCUCUGUGGCGUAAUGAUACGCACGCACAUCAUGUGUGCUGUGCACGCCUGCUCGACCUCCGCAGGGCCAGCCUCCAGGCAGAGCACCGGCCACGGGCUCCGAGGGGGCCGCGCGGGUCCGGCUGUGCUGGCGUUGACUUUUUUGCAUUUAGCCAGAUCUUCUUCUGCUCCUGUUCUGAAUGCUCCUUCUUUUCCCCCCCUCUCCAGAAGGCUUGUUUUCCCUAGUCUGUGAGUGUCAUCGCGCAAGGGGGACGGGACGGGCAGCACGGGGAGUGCUGUGCACGGAGGGUGCCCUCGAGAGCCGCAGAGUCGGUGCGCUCGGCUGUUGGUGUCCUCUUUGCUAAAGGGACUUUCCUCCGCCGACACAGGGAAAAUAAAAACAAGAACUAAAGGACCACUGAGCUGAUGAUCGCACGGCGUGGAGGUCUCAGCUAAGGUCUGCGUCUUCAGCGCACUCCUGUUCUGUGACUUUUAAGUGCUGUUAAGCACCAGGCUUGAAAACUGGCCUCCUGCAGCCUAUGGGCUCGGGAUAUGCCUUUUUUUUUCCUCCUUUUUCGAUCUCUCUUUGAGAUGCUCAGGUAAAAAAGCCUUUCUGCAGAAGGGGGCCCAGCACGAGCAGUUCUCAGUCACCUUUGCCGGGCUUCUCGGUCAUAAAGAUGAGGGUGGCUGCGUUGUGGGCAGAUCCUGGGGGCAGUUGGCUCUGCCAAGGCUGUUUGAGUCCGGGCUGUAACUGUGCGGUUUAAGGUCUCACUUUUUACUGUAGAAAAAAAAAACAAAACACUGGUUAUGUUCCCGGCUUUCUUAUUUUAUCAAUGUAUUUAUUAAGACAAAAAAUGAGGUUUAACGUCUUUGGGUGUAAGCCUCUUAAGUAGGUUGCUAGUUCUUGUUUGUUUUUGUUUGCUGUGGGUUUAUUGCAUCACCUUUAGCUUUUUGAUUUUUAUAACCCAGCUUCAUAUGACUGCCUGUUGGGACAUUUUUGUUUGAAGUGUGUCAACCUCCUUUGUAAAACAUCAUUGUUAAAGGUACUUAACACGGUUCCUAGGUUUUAAUAUUUGUUAAUUCACAAGUGCUUGAAUGUGUGUUGGUUAGAGGAAGAAAAACCUAAGAAAAAUGA
Messenger RNA from Struthio camelus australis, 4425 nucleotides. The record is from RefSeq and is a predicted model, not a curated record. NCBI's taxonomy places the organism in Eukaryota, Metazoa, Chordata, Aves, Struthioniformes, Struthionidae.